This is a messenger RNA of Dermatophagoides pteronyssinus (European house dust mite), 990 nucleotides long. Its product is annotated as deoxyribonuclease TATDN1. Gene Ontology annotation, cellular component: cytosol. NCBI's taxonomy places the organism in Eukaryota, Metazoa, Arthropoda, Arachnida, Sarcoptiformes, Pyroglyphidae. Gene Ontology annotation, molecular function: 3'-5'-DNA exonuclease activity. The record is from RefSeq and is a predicted model, not a curated record.
GUUUUCAAAAUGUCUCGAAAAAAAUUUAUUGAUAUCGGUGCCAAUCUUACAGAUUUCAUGUUUCAAGGUAUUUACUACAAUCGUAAUCAUCAUGUAGCAGAUAUUCAAAAUGUUAUAAAACGAUCAAAGGAAAUGGGCCUUGAAAAGAUUAUGAUAACUGGUGGCUCAUUGAAUGAUAGUCGACAAGCAUUAGAAUUAGCCCAAACAGAUUCGUUUCUUUAUUGCACGGUUGGUUUUCAUCCAACUCGCUGCCUAGAAUUAGAGGAUGAUACCGAAGUCAAAAUUCAAGAGAUGAUAAAACUUUGUAAUGAUAAUCCCGAUAAAGUUGUUGCAGUUGGAGAAUUUGGUCUCGAUUAUGAUCGGCUAGAAUUUUGCCCAAAAGAUGUUCAAUUGAAAAAUUUUACCAAACAAUUUGAAGUGGCCGAACAAACUCGAUUGCCAUUGUUUUUGCAUUGUCGUAAUGCAGCCACCGAUUUAUUGUCUUUGUUGAAGAAAAAUCGUGAUCGAUACACUGGAGGUGUUGUACAUUCAUUCGAUGGCCAUUACGAUGAAGCAAUGUCGUUCAUAGAUUUGGGAUUUUAUAUCGGUUUGAAUGGUUUUUCAUUGAAAACGACCGAAAAUCUCGAAGUUGUUCGAAAAUUACCUAUUGAUAAAUUGAUGAUUGAAACCGAUUGUCCUUAUUGUGAAAUCAAACCUUCUCAUGCAGGUUAUAAAUUCAUACGUACAAAAUUUGAAUCAACAAAAAAAGAAAAGUGGAAAGCCGAUAAAUUGAUCAAAGGACGAAAUGAACCUUGUACAAUAAUACAAGUUUUAGAAGUGAUUGCUGCCAUCAAAGAAAUGGAUGAACAAAAAUUAGCAGAUCAACUUUAUGCUAACACGAUCAAUGUAUUCUUUUCUAAUGUAAAGUGAAUUGACUUUUAUAUAAUUUUGUACACAUCUACUUUAAUUGAGAUUCUACUAAAGAAAUUAUGAUUCGCUGAAAACUAAUAA